Molecule: messenger RNA, 5634 nt
Organism: Ciona intestinalis (vase tunicate)
Lineage: Eukaryota; Metazoa; Chordata; Ascidiacea; Phlebobranchia; Cionidae
Source: RefSeq, a predicted model, not a curated record
UCGCCGUAACAGCAUUUCUCUUUCAGUUUACUCGCAGACCAAGCUAAGAAGGUUAGGUAUAGCAGCCAGUCGAAUGGCAAUGGGGAAAUACGACAGAUUCAACAAACGCGACCGAGAUUUAAGUUAUUGCCACUGCGUUGUUGCUGUGUUUCAAGUUGCUGUAUUCUGUCACAAUGUAUCUGUUAUCGCAGCACAAGGGUACCUACACAGCAAUUUUCAAACCAAUUCAGUUGUUCAAGAAUCAUCUUUUACCAGAAGUCAGGAUCAAGUUAUCACCCGCACAGCAAAGCUUGUUUUAGAUGACAGAACGGGAAUUAUAACUCAGACCGAAGUUGUCAGAUUUGAACCGCCCUACCUGGAUUUUGGGGCCCAGUCAAUUGGUAUGCCAGUAAUGCGUUUGGUUCAUUUAUAUAAUCCAAGUAAAACUAAAACAAUGAAGCUUAUUUCAAUAUCAGCAAGCACGCUACAUUUUCAUUCGUCAUUUUUUGACGAGAAGGUAAUAAUGCCCAAUUGCAAUACAACAUUUGAGGUCGUAUUUUUAGCUCGUGUUGUAGGCAAUGUAGAGAACACGCUUUUCAUUCACACAGAAGACGGAGCUUUUUCCUACCAAGUUUUUGGUGUGGGCGUCCCAAACCCAUAUCGAUUACGGCCUUAUUUGGGUGCGAGGGUGUCAAUAAACAGCAGUUUUUCGCCAUUGAUAAGCAUGCACAACCCAACUGGAUUGCCACUCCAGGUCACAGAGAUCUACACUUCAAGUGGAUAUCUCCAUCUGCAACUGCCUGCAGGGCUACAUGAGGCAAAUAAGAAAUCAUGGGAGAUACCACCUUAUGAAACGAAGCCUCUAAUGAAAGCUACAUUCCUUGGGCAAGUGGUAAACAAUCACACAGCUUUUAUACGCAUCAAAACCAACUUAUCUGACAUAAAACAAUAUUUAAUUCUCCCUAUGGAAGUGGAAGUAUCAUCAGUUCCAGGUAUUUAUUCUUCACUUGAACUGCUAGACUUUGGAACACUACGCAGUCAAGAUAAACCGAAGACCCUCAAUCUGUUUUUACUCAACUCUGGUACAAGGGACGUACAAAUUUCUUCAAUCACUGCACAACCACCCAACCCAGCGCUGCAUAUAGAUUUCAAAACAAUUAAAUUGAAACCGUCAGAAGCUCUGUACACCAGGGUGGCCAAUAUAUCAUUUAAUGCAAGUGCAGUAAGUUCCGAAAGCCACUGGAGUGGAAAAAUCGUCGUAAAAACGAGAGAAAAAAGUUACUCAAAAAUAUCAAUUCCAUACCAAGCAAGCAUUCUUGAUGGGUCGUUGGAGUAUGACGAGGCAUCAACCAUGUUUUACACGCCAGAGGACGAGAGCAGGUCACUCAAGCGGAAUAUAUCACUUACAAACAAUUUCAACUUCCCUCUAGUAAUUCUUCGUCUUGAAAUACCAACAGAAACACAAAAAUAUUUCAAGGUGUUGAAUUUCACGGAGCAGACAAGUGUACCUGCCCACUCAACCACUAAACCCUUUGCUGUAGAAUGUUUCCCUUCAACGUUACAAACCCAUAGUGGGGACUUGGCCCAUCACCUGAUACUCCACACCAAUGCUUCAACCUUUUCAAUGCCUCUACACGCUUAUUCAGGCUUGCUACAGUUCACAGUAGGCGAAGACAUGUCCCAAAAACUGGAUUUUGGACUUGUAGGGACGUCAGAGAAUCACUCUGUACUUCUCACUGUGCAUAAUCACCGAAACCCUAUACCGAUAUCUAUCGUGGGUUGGAAAACUUCUCUUGAGCAAGUUCAUCUCACUCCUUUGUUCUUGACAAGAAAUGACGAGAAAAGAGAAUAUUUUGAAGAAGAAAUCACUCAAGUAAACCUUCCAUCAAAUUGGUCACUGACAAUAAAAGUUACGUUUUUUGCGUCAGAGUUAGAAACGACAGUAAUGGGAGUUGUAAACAUAGAAACAAAAUAUCAGACCAUGGAUAUACCAGUACUUGCAAAAGUAGCUGUUGGUUCUUUGGUUAUAAUUCCAAACAAGAUUUCAUUUCCGCCAUCGUUCCCGGGGUUAACUGUACAUCACUCAUUUACUGUGAAGAGUUCAUUUCCACAAAUUACAAAGAUUGAAGGAUUAAUUUCAACGGACAAGCGGUUUUAUUACAGGAAAUUAAAAAAUGUUCCAAGUGAAGUAGCACCAGGGCAGGAGGUUAAGUUGGGAAAAAUAUAUUUUGAUCCCAGACAGGAUUGUAAACCUGAUCGUUGUUACGUUGGUCUUCCUACAUCUACUACAGCGGGACAUCGAUGGCUGACCACCCUUAACCUCGGCAAAGACGCACCAGAGGUUGAUUUCAAGCAAUAUCAAACAUUCCUUGAGCGAUACAGAGACACUGUGAAAGCUACACCGGAAAGUUCAAUUAUCUCGAUUUCGACGACGCUUCACACGAUUGACCUCGAGGUGUCUGGCACCCUCUACUGGCCAUCUUUGCUUGACACAAAAGAAAUCGAAUUUCCGCUGACUCAUAUCGGCAAAAAAUCGAUAUCUCUAGUGACAUUGGAAAACCCGUCCGAUUUUCCGGUAAUUGUUCAAAUUUUACCCAUCUCGUUAUACCCACAACCUGGUGUUGCUCUUGAUACCAUAGAGUGGUCAAAUCUGUCGGGAAAACCCGGGUUCCUGACGCAGAAUUUGGAAGUGUUUAAAAUCGCGUUACCACCAAACUCUUCAUCACAAGACACUACAUCACAAAUGACGUGGUUAGAUUACACAUUAAAUGGAAAAACCAACCAUUCAUGUUUGAACGUGUUCGUCAAUCCUGGUCAAAAACAAACCAUAGAAAUCACAUUUGCACCAAUAAAUAGCACUCUCGUAUCAACAGCGAUUUUAUUCAGAAAUAAUCUCACUGGUUUAGAGGCAUUACAUGUUGAAGGUAAAGGUGUGAAAGAAGUUUUAAAACUUGGGGGGAAAAUUUCAAAUCGGAAGAAAGAUUCCUUGAGAUUUAAACUCACAGAAAGCCUUUUACGUGAUUGUAAUCCUGAAGAACGCAAAGAAAACCCAUCAUUUACCGUUCGGAAGUCAUUUACGGCUAAAAACAUGGGGUUAUUGCCUAUGCAAGUAUUGUAUAUGAUGGUGGGGAAUUAUCCAUGUGAAGGUUAUGGGUUUCGAAUCUUAGAAUGCGACCCAUUUCUCUUGGAAAGCAACGCAACAAGAGAGAUUAUCAUUGCUUUCACGCCGGACUUCACAAGUUCGCAAGUAAUGCGCACACUUCGUAUUGUGACAUCACAGAACAGCGUUCUUACCUUUAACCUCAACGUAACGUUACCCCACCACAUGCUCCCUGCCUGUCAAGCAGCGAUACCCCGACCCCCAUGGGAACGAAGUCUGUAUUAUGUCAUCACAAUAUUAAUGGUUGUUCUUUUCAUUGGAGUAUUGCUUGCCGCUUAUUUAGAGGCAAUAAAUAUACUGGAGCCGUAUGUUCGUUCAUAUCAACUCAGGGAGUCUGGAGACAGAGAUGGAACAGCCAAGUUAAAGCCGUUUAACUUACGAAACAUAGCUAAUGAGUUUAUUUCAAAUCCAACAUCUGAAAUAAGCUCAAGCAACUCAACCCUGAAGGAGAGUAAUUUCCUCACGUGGAUGAAACUUCUCUUCCAUCAAAUCCUCUCAUUUGAUCUUCUUCAGCUUUUCCGAAACUUCCGGACUUUUGCAUGGAGCAAACCAAAUGUAGAUCCCUCAUCCCGAGAGGACUUAGAAAACUCUUCCUCCAAGACAGAAGACACUGUGAGCCCGAUCACACCAAGCCCCACAACAUCCACACAAAACGGGAAAGUCCGGGGUCGAAAUUCGGGCCGAAAAACAAAAUCACAGACCGCGACAACAUUAAAAGAAUUUCGUCGCGCUAGAACGCACAGACCCGUCAUGAAACCAGUCAUCCAUGAUGACUUAACAUGGGACGCACCCCUGCCCUCCCCCACCCCCUACAAACCUGAAAAAGUUCAUAAAUCUCGGACCAACUCCAGCGGUUCAAGUAUUGAAAGCGAAAGAAGUAGAAGGGGAAGUGGUAGCAGUGGUCCAUGCGAUAGCGAUAAGAAUAAACAAAUCAGCGACCAAAUUGAUGUUUCCAAGCGAAAACGGAAGAACAAACUGAUGCGUCAGCAAUCUUUUAGUCGAGAAAAUGAUGACUCAUCUUCUACAACGACGGAAAAAUCAAGCGAAGAUUUUGAAAUUCUUGAAAAACCGGCGUAUUUUGACGACCCUCGUAACUUUGGAGUUCGCGACCAACAAUCUAAUACUUCAGCUCAUUCAAAUAAAGAAAACGAAUUUAACCAUGGUGUGGAACCUAUUUACACGACUAGUCAUGAGCAAGGUGUACGUAGAAGACAUGGGCGAGCACCAGUACCUGUAAAACACGAUGUUCCUAUUACGAUUAAACAGCGUCCUGUCAAAAACAAAUCACCAAGCAGUAGUUUGUAUGAGACCAGUAGUAACGAAGAACCAAUGUGGGAAUUCGCAAAAGUGAAGCAAGAUAAUGGUUUUGACGAAGGAAUGCGAAUUUUAUCGAAACAAACCAUGGAAAACGACAAUCGAAUUCGUGAGAAGUUACCGUACGCUACAAAGGAGUCUUUUCAAAAACUAUCAGGAGAGAGUCGUAGCUCAUCGUACAACAGUGUCAAGUCAUCAAGCUCAGUUGACAGCACAAAGAAAAUUAAACAAAAAGUCAAAUCUAACCCAACCAUCACCAUUAAACCCAAACUGUCGAAAACUCAAAGCGUUCCCAGCUCCGAUGUUCCCAAGUUUACCAGUGUUGCCGAACCCACAUACAACCGUAGACACAGCAACCGAGUAUCUUCAGAAUUCUCAAUGUUUAGCAGCCAAGGUUCUCUAGAUGCAGUCUCUCCACCACCACUAGAUGUCACUAGCAAGAUGCCGGCAUGGAACCACUUCGGCCAACACACGUUUAGCCUCACUGAAGAUUUGAUCCCACACCCCAGUCAAAGUCCCCUACCCCUAUCUAACCCACAAACCUGGGCCCCAUACGGUUCCUCCUACAACCCCCCAACUUCCUGGAACAAUAUCCCCCAUCUUAACCCCCCACCAGGUUCACCCACCACUCCCAAGUUCCAUAACAUGAACCAGUGGAAUACCCCACCUCAAACUACUCAGUCCCCCGUAACGAGCAGCACACACGCAAUCUGGUCAGUAAGCACACCUGUAACUAUGGAUGAAGACAGAGACGCUGAGAACGACAUUUUGAAGGGCUUAAAGAGCAUUUGGAACUCUGAUCUUAACCAAUCAGGACGCAGCGAUAUGUUUUAAGUUUCAAAUCAACCAAUCAAGACGUAUCUUUGUUUUAAUGAAGAACCGAUUCCGUUUUCUCUCGCAUCUCUCUUCAGUUCGGUGUGUCCGCCAUUAUUUGGUGAAGGGUGUUCACUUCAUGCACCAGUGAUCCUGGGCAGUGUUGCACAGUUUUUUAUUGUUUUAUACUUUUAAAAAACUUUUCAGUAACACUGUACUACUUCGUUAACGCUUUCAAAAUAUUAUUUCUUUCCCCACUUGAGUCGGAAUUUUAGCCGAUAUAUCUUUUAUUGCUUCUUAUGAUGCGUGGUGCGUGGGAUACAAUGAAUUCGUUCUCUAUUAAAACUGCUUUCUUGAAAACAAAGAAA